UUCCCGGCAGUGGGCGCGGGGUCAGCUGGCAGUGUGGUGGCGUCGCGGCUGGCUGAAGUGAGCUGGUGGAAGGUGCUGGUGCUUGAGGCUGGAGCUCCCCCACCCCCGGAGACCUACGUACCCGGCCUCGCCUCCUUCGGCUACGUCCGUGGCAACAACAACUGGGAUUAUGUCACAGAGCGUCAGUAUCACGGCCUCAAGAACUUCGAAGGCCAGUAUACAGCUUUGAUCUUGGUAACGUCAAGUACUGUAACUAAUUGGACAAGAUAUUUCCGUGAUAUAUUGAGAGUAAGUUAUGGUGACCUGCUGACCUUCGUAACCAAAUUAGCUAAAAAUCUAGUUAACAAACACGUCAUCACUGCUCAACCUUUAAACCUGUUCUCCACUACAUUCAUCAGCGUGCGAUCAUCCCCCACGCGCGGGUGUUGGGCGGGGGGUCGACCACGGCGGAUGCUGUACGUCCGUGGCAACAGGCGGGACUAUGACCACUGGGCUGAACUUGGUAACGAGGAUUGGGACUACAGCAGUGUCCUCUUCUACUUCAGGAAGGCGGAGAACUUCCUUGGUGACCAUAUAAGAAAUUUAAAGCGAGUUUGUGAGCUUUACCACGGUCGAGGAGGCCCCAUGGCGGUGAGUACCAAGGCUAACCCCGGCAACCUGUCCCAAGCCUUCCUCGCAGCGGGACAAGAACUAGGCUACAAGAUCAUCGAUUAUAACGGACCAGAGCAACUAGGGUUUUCAGAGCCAUACUACAAUAUAAGGAACGGUUUACGAUCUUCAACUGCCGAGGCUUACCUAAGACCCGCUGCUGCCUGGGACAACCUCCACAUCCUGCAUGGUGCUUACGUCAUCAAGAUUGAAUUUGACGACGAUAAAAAGGCUAAAGGUGUGGUCUUUGAAUAUGAGGGAGAGGUGUUUGAAGUAGGUGCAAAGAAGGAGGUGAUAGUGUGUGCUGGGGCGCUUGCCUCCCCAAAGUUACUCAUGUUAUCUGGUGUUGGCCCCAGUGAGCAGCUAUACAGCCAUCAGAUGGAGGUGGUGGCUGAUGUUCCGGGUGUGGGCCAGAACCUGCAGGACCACCUGGGUGUGUACGGUCUCACCUGGACUAUCCCUAACACUGCCUCCUUGGCUUCACUCUUCGACACCAGUGCCCUGGACGAUUAUGUCAUGUACAAAGAAGGGCCUUACUCAGCACCCAUGGGGGACUAUGGCAGUGCCUGGGUCAAGGUGAUGGGAGGAGGCGACCCACAAUACCCAGAUAUACAGCUCUACCUCUCCCCCACCUCCUUCCAUGGUGAUCAUGGACUCUUUAUCCCUUACAUUUAUGGAAUGGAUCAAAUGAAAUAUUUGAGCUAUUACUCACAAAUAUUUGGUCAAACGGGCUUCACUCUAAUGGUGUCCCUCCUGCGCCCUAAGAGCCGUGGGACAAUCACUCUCAAGUCAAGCAACCCCAAAGACAAACCUGUCAUUGAUCCCAAGUUCCUCAGUGACAAGGAAGAUCUGCUAACACUGGCCAAAGGUGUAAGAUUCGCCUUACAACUGGGAGAGACUUCGGCCCUCAAGAGUCAAGGAGCCACUUUUUACAAUAAAGCAGUACCUGGAUGUGAAUCGGUUGCACACAGAAACAAGUAUUUCAUCUGCUAUGUGCAACAUAUGGCCUCUUCAUACUGGCACCCUGCUGGCACUUGCAAGAUGGGUCCAACCACUGACCCUCUUGCUGUAGUGGAUGAUAGGCUCAGGGUCUACAGAGUGUCUGGUCUGCGAGUGGUGGACACCUCCAUCAUGCCAGUCAUUGUUUCUGGCAGUACCAACAUUCCAACCAUCAUGAUUGCGGAAAAAGCCACUGACCUCAUCAAGAGUGACUGGGAUGUUGAAAUAGAUGUUUAGCAAAAAACCUUCAUCGCAUAAUAUUCAUGUAAAUACUGUAUAAUAAAUAAGUAUUCAUCUGUU
Messenger RNA from Homarus americanus (American lobster), 1947 nucleotides. Its product is annotated as glucose dehydrogenase [FAD, quinone]-like. The transcript has 14 exons. The annotation marks the transcript as partial. Gene Ontology annotation, molecular function: oxidoreductase activity, acting on CH-OH group of donors; flavin adenine dinucleotide binding. The record is from RefSeq and is a predicted model, not a curated record. NCBI's taxonomy places the organism in Eukaryota, Metazoa, Arthropoda, Malacostraca, Decapoda, Nephropidae.